GCCCAUCUAUUUGAGGUUGCAGUUGACCAUGGAUGCCGGUCUAAACUAUGAAAACAUGCAGUGUUCUGAAUAUUCCUCACCCAGAAGAAUAAGCACCCAAUUAAAUGUUGUUCAACAGGCAGAUCGCCGAUUAUGCCCUCAUUGGUAUUGGAUUGUUCUUUGGCUUUCCUGUGCUGGGAAUAUUCUCUUGGUGGUGGCCAUGAUACUGAUAGGAGUUCUUGGCCUGGGUUGCAGUUCCUCAACAGCACAAAACAGACCCUCACAAAACCCAGAGGAAACGACUGGAAUUUCAAAUACACAUCAGUGCAAUCAUCUUGAAAGCAAAACAAAGAGUCAAUUACAAACAUUCAGGUCUUUAAGGCAAUAUUUGUGUGAUGGUACAGAUAUAUUUACAGAGAAUAGAUCCUGCAGUGUGUGCCCUAGGACAUGGCUUCCGUAUAAGGACAAAUGCUACUGGGUUUCUACUUCAAUCCAGUCCUGGAACCAAAGCUACAAGGACUGUGUGGCAAACGGAUCUCAACUGUUGGUGAUUUCUAAUACAGGAGAGCAGGAAUACGUCCAGAACAUAAUAAAGAACAAGAGUACAUGGAUUGGGCUCAUGUUCAAAUUGCCAGAGAAGAAGUGGAUGUGGAUCAAUGGUUCACCGUUAAGCCGAACGCUAUCCCAACCCUUAAUGGCUGGCUGCGGUGUUAUAGAAAAGAAGGGAAUCGGGUCUGAUAUGUGCAGUACAGAGCUUCACUGGAUUUGUCAGAAACCGUCUGUAUUCAUCUGAGGAUUUGCAUGCUGAAUUAAAAACAAAAUCCUCCCCUCCCCCUGUAAAUGUUGGCUGCCUUUUUCAACAAUGGCUGUUCCACCCCAGAGCAAAGAGCUGCUAUCUGAGGAAGCAACUGCGAAAUCCUUAUGCCAGCCUGUUGUAGAUGAGAAAAGGAGCAUAAAAGGAAGUGACUUCUAAAUGAAAAAGAUUUUACAGAUAUAGAUUAACAGAGUUGGAAGGGACCUUGUAGGUCAUCUAGUCCAACCCUC
Messenger RNA from Notechis scutatus (mainland tiger snake), 1023 nucleotides. Its product is annotated as killer cell lectin-like receptor subfamily B member 1B allele C. Gene Ontology annotation, cellular component: plasma membrane; cell surface. The record is from RefSeq and is a predicted model, not a curated record. Gene Ontology annotation, molecular function: signaling receptor activity. Lineage: Eukaryota; Metazoa; Chordata; Lepidosauria; Squamata; Elapidae. Gene Ontology annotation, biological process: regulation of natural killer cell mediated cytotoxicity.